AUGGUGAGGAGAACGUUUGUUGUGAACCGUGUGCCCAAAAAUGGUGUGACAUCGGAAACUGUCUGUGAUAGAGAAAAUGUAGACAUUGAAGAAGCUAUCCAAUUAACCGGAAAUGGCCGCUACAACUUCCUCGUGCUGUUCACCUGCUGCAUUAUCAUGCUGGGCGCAGUCGUGGACAUGCUGGGCUAUAGCCUGGUGGUGCCUGCAGCCAGCUGCGACUUAGACCUAAGCUUAGAACACAGCGGCAUGUUGACCUCAGUUUCUUUUGCUGGAUUCAUAUUUGCGCUACCAUGGGGCUACACAGCUGAUACUAGAGGAAGAAAGAAAGCGCUUCUAAUCUCCUCAUCAGUAGGGUUCAUUCUCUCCAGCCUCACGAGCUUCUCCACCGACUUCUACAUGAUGCUGGUACUCAAGUUCCUGGCUUCUAGUUUUUCAACAGCAUCUAUAACCCUAACAAUCACAUUCCUCGGGGAGUGCACACCAAAGGAAUGGAGGAACAGAUACAUGUUCAUACAGAAUGUGUUCAGUCUUGCAGCUGACUUUGUCUGCUUUGCUCUCGCGUACUUCGUCUUACCUCUAGAAUUCAGUGUUCCUCUGCCACUGCUGACUACCUACAGACCUUGGCGGCUUCUCAUACUGCUGAUGACAGUUCCUUUAGGAAUAGGUUCAGUCAUGAUGUGCUUCCUCCACGAAAGUCCCAAGUUCUUGGCCAACUUGGGAGAAACUGACAAUGCACUAGAAGUACUGAAGUCUAUUCACAAAACUAAUAAUGGAAAACAUAGUGUGUAUCCUGUAAAGUCUUUAAUGAAGGUGGACAAACCAGACGGGACAAUAUCGUUCUGGAGAUCAGUGAUCAAGCAGACGGUACCUAUAAUAAAACCACCACUACUCUGGAGGUCCUUGCAACUGUUGCUACUGUUCGCCAUCUGUUGCAGCACAAAUAACGUAUUCUUCAUGUGGUUCCCUACGAUGGUGAACUCAUUCUUCACAACUGUAUCUGAAGAUUCACGUUUCUGUGAAAAAGUCGUCGCAAAUAUUACACCUAGUUCAUAUAAUGAAACCUGCAUAGACGCUGACCCCAUCAACACCAUCUACUCAGGGUUACUGUUCACUCUUUUCUUCACAAGUUUCAACAUGAUCAUCAUCGCCCUCUCCAACUGGAGACGGACCCUGAUGAUCAGUACCUUCAUCAUCUCUGGAGUCAGCUGUAUUCUGGUUGACAUGGUGCGACAACCGGCUGCCAGCAUGGUGUUCUUCAUUGCCAUUCAAUUUACUGGCAUAUGUAUUGGCACCGUGGGUUCAUAUUACGUUGAUAUCUUUCCUACUUCUUAUAGGGGUCUAGCGACCAGUCUCGGCAUGAUGUUCGCCAGGUUCGUGUGUCUCGGUGGCGUCAAUGUAGUUGGAGCCACUAUCGUCGACUACUGUCGGAUCACCUUCUACGGGUGGUCUAUAUUUGUGUUCAGUGGAAUAAUAGCAGCAUUUUACCUACCAGGAGAGCCGAAAGCAGAUUCUAUAACGAGGGUAGACAAAGUAAUAUAG
Molecule: messenger RNA, 1539 nt
Organism: Spodoptera littoralis (African cotton leafworm)
Lineage: Eukaryota; Metazoa; Arthropoda; Insecta; Lepidoptera; Noctuidae
Source: the annotation of a GenBank genome assembly